Molecule: messenger RNA, 1864 nt
Organism: Acipenser ruthenus (sterlet)
Lineage: Eukaryota; Metazoa; Chordata; Actinopteri; Acipenseriformes; Acipenseridae
Product: G-protein coupled receptor 182-like
Exons: 2
Coding region: 23-1234 (403 amino acids)
Biological process (GO): G protein-coupled receptor signaling pathway
Cellular component (GO): membrane
Molecular function (GO): G protein-coupled receptor activity
Source: RefSeq, a predicted model, not a curated record
AGUUUGCCUGCACUGCCACUGAAUGCUACUGCACUCAACUCUCCUGCAAAGCUCAAACUCCAAGCAUUGCUGUCGCCCUGCAAAUGAUCUGAGAUCAGCCUACAGCCCCAAGGUAUCUUCAAUUCAAUGUUGCACAAUGGACACUGAGGAGCACCACAACAACUCUUUGGACCCUGGUUACGACUAUGACUUCAAUGGCUCUUUCCACUGGUUCAUGCACCACUGCACUCUGGAACUCAACUAUGACACGAGGCGGGCAAUCCUGUUCCUCCUGUACCUGGUCAUCUUUGUAGCAGGGCUGAUCGAGAACGUCCUGGUGGUGUGGAUCAACUGGAGGCGGCACUCCAAGAGCACGGUCACCUUUUGCGUCCUGAACGUGGGGCUGGCAGACCUGGUGCUGGUGCUGACCAUCCCUUUCUGGAUGCUCGAGGUUGCCCUCAACCAGGUCUGGGUGUGGGGCUGGGCCCUCUGCAAGCUAACCCACCUGGUCUACACUGUCAACAUGUACAGCAGCAUCUUCUUCCUAACGUACAUGACGGUGGAGCGCUACCUAGCCAUCGCCAGGCCUUCCCAGACCUGGGGCCUCAAGGAGAAACGGAAACGAGGCAUCGUCUGUGCCUGCCUCUGGACCUUCUCCUUGUUCUUGACUCUGCUGGAGAACGUCCAUGUGGAAUUGAUGGAAUGGGACGAGCCAGGAUGCUACAUGUUCCCGGCCUACAACUAUAACGAAUGGUACGCAAGCAUCACCAUUCUCUCUUUGACCUGCAGCUGCUUGAUCCCUGCCGUCGUCAUCACCAUUUUUAAUUUUCUCAUCGCCCGCGCUGUGAAGGCCACUGCUGGUUUUGAGGGCAGGAGGAGUUGCUGGGUGGUGCAUGUCUACUCUCUGGUUUUCAUGAUCUGCUGGAUCCCGCGCCACAUGGUGAUCUUUCUGAUGCUCCUGGAUGACCUGUUGCCCUAUGCAACGUUUAGCUGUAACUUUGUAGACAUGCUCUACUUCUCUUACUGCAUCGUGGACUGUAUCUCGCUCUUCCACUGUGUGGCCAACCCCAUUAUCUAUAACUUCCUGAGCAAAGGCUUUAGGAGCAACCUGAUCAACGCUGUGGUUCGGUACAUCCCCAAAGAGAUCGCCAACCCCAAAGAGAAGGAAGGUUCAGGGUCCAGCACAAGCCAUUCUGUCGUGGUGGAAAACGCCACUAACGAUAUACCCCCCAACCAAGAACAAUGGGCAAAAUGAGCCUAAAACCCAUCAUCCUUUUCAACUGCCAUUCGUGUUGGUAGUGUUAUAGUGAAUUUUUAAAUGCAUUGAAAGAGAGAGAACUGAAGCACUGCUAGAAAUACAUAUACUGCUUAUAAUGUGUGAUAUCUUUGUUUUGGCUGUAAACUGCGUCCUAUUUUGAGGAAAGUCGAGUUAGACGUGCCCGUAAUCAGAGCAGUGAAAUUUCACACCAACUAUGAAGCUCAACACAGAGGAAAUUGAGGUUUAUCAUCACUGGGGGGAGGAAAACACCAAGAAAUUGAUCAUUUUUUGGCUUCAGUUUUUUUAUUUUAUAUUGAGGCAUCAUAAAAGCAUCUGAAGGGCUGUAUUUGCAGAAUUACAUUUAAAAGUUUGCGUCUAACAAAAUUAGAGGCAGUUGUCAUAACAAUACGGUUGAAGAGAAAAUGUAAAUAACAGGUAGAUGCCAGUUAAAAAUGCUCCAAAAAAUACAAAGUAGCCUGUCCUCAAAUGUGCAUGUGUAAUGAAUUGUAAAACAUUACCGUACUGCGUUUUAUUGGGUUGUGACGAGACAGUGUAGUGUAUAGUCUCCCACCUGCAUUAGCAACUCAGAAGCUUUUUGUAUUUUCAUAAUAAACUUUUCCUACUGGC